AUGAAGAUGCAGCAGUUCAAGUACUCUGCUAACAUCGGGGACUACCUGACGAGGAUGGAGAUUAUGAACCAGCAUGCCCAGAUGAAAGGGGCAUCCUACCGCGCCGCCUUGCUCCAAGGACUACCAAAUGAAAUGCGGGAGCGCCACUCACGCUUCGACCCAACUGAUGACGACUCCGAGUACAUCCAACAGUUGGAACGAGCCGGUAAGGCUCACGAGGCCUAUCAAGAGCAGAUGAAGAUGUUGGGGAAAGCGGAGUCGAGAGGAAGGGAGUCGAAUAAUGGUGGGAACUCGCGGCAGAAAGAGAAGGGGUUUAAGAUCAAGGGGAGGGCUCAGACUGAGGAGAAAGAAGAGGGGCAAGAUAAGAAGAGCACCAGCAAGAACAAGUCGGGGAAUAAGCCAAUUGUAACGGGGACUGUGGGCGUAGGAACUAUGAAGCCAAGGAAUACAACCGAGGCGAAGACGUGGACGUAG
Molecule: messenger RNA, 474 nt
Organism: Morchella sextelata
Lineage: Eukaryota; Fungi; Ascomycota; Pezizomycetes; Pezizales; Morchellaceae
Exons: 1
Coding region: 1-474 (157 amino acids)
Source: RefSeq, a predicted model, not a curated record